AUGGACGUGGGACUGGGCAUUGGGCGCAAUGUGGCGGAACUGACGCCCACAACGCACACCGGAGCUGGUGAUCAUAGCGCGCACGUCUUGGCCGAGGCCUAUCGGGAGGGGCUGAGCGGUAACCGGGACCCGGAGGACCUGGGCGCCGAGUUUCUCCAGCAAAGCAUGGACACCACUUUGGACUGCACAACCGCAGACCUUCGCGACGAGGAGGUCCAGAUUCAAGUGCUCGGCGCCAUGGGAGGUGCGCCGGUCUUCGUGACGGCAUCAGGUUAG
Molecule: messenger RNA, 276 nt
Organism: Symbiodinium necroappetens
Lineage: Eukaryota; Dinophyceae; Suessiales; Symbiodiniaceae
Source: the annotation of a GenBank genome assembly